Molecule: messenger RNA, 869 nt
Organism: Umbelopsis ramanniana AG
Lineage: Eukaryota; Fungi; Mucoromycota; Umbelopsidomycetes; Umbelopsidales; Umbelopsidaceae
Exons: 3
Coding region: 34-645 (203 amino acids)
Biological process (GO): mRNA cis splicing, via spliceosome
Cellular component (GO): spliceosomal complex; cytosol
Source: RefSeq, a predicted model, not a curated record
AGUUUCUCUAAAUCAGUUUGCAAGAUCCACGCCAUGCCUGUCACAAUCUUAACUGCUCAGCCUGAUCUUUCCAACGAGGUAGUUCGACACAGUGAGAGUGGAGUAGAACUGGAAGUUUUACCUCCACUCAGGGGUAUAACAGAAAACAUGAAGGGCGAUUUGAAUAUUACAGAGAGUCAGGUGUACUUUUGGUCCGAGUCACAUAACACCGGAGUGGCGCUGUGGUAUCCUGAUAUUAUCAUACAUGCAAUAAUGCGUCAAGCUGACCGCGAAGCCAUAUAUUGUCAGCUAGGCGAGGGCAUCCACUUCCCUGCACAGGUCGCGGAGAAUGGAAACAACGACGAUGAAGAGGACGAAGAUAUAAUGGCCGAGUUGUAUUUUAUUCCAGCCAAUGGUGAUUCAUUGGAGGCGAUAUACAAUGCCAUGUCUCAGUGUGCAGUCUUGCAUCCUGAUGCUGAUGCUGACGGAGAGGAAUUUGAAGAGGAAGAGGAAUGGUAUGCUAACCCAAGCGAUGAAGCCGAACUCAAUGAGGUUCAACGAGCAGCUUUAGAUCAUUUGGCUACAGUAUUUCAACCUCCAGUAAAUGGAAAGCAGACGCACGAGAAUGAUGAUGGUGCGUUUGAAGACGCUAUGGAAGAAGAAUAAAGGCUGGUUAAAUUUCAAUGUCUGAGAACAAUUGCAUGUGAUUCUGAGUCAAAAUAAAAAUUCCAAAUGGGUGCCAUUAUAAAAGGUGUGGGGGGAACUGUCAGUUACCGUUGUUGUUUCUUUGUUGCUCAAUAUCUCUCUCGCCUGUCAUGAUGUCACUAGCUGCUUCUCGCGCAUUGCUCUCCCGUGUUUCCACUUCUGCUGUUCGCUCAUCCUUCUCGCUC